Molecule: messenger RNA, 501 nt
Organism: Oldenlandia corymbosa var. corymbosa
Lineage: Eukaryota; Viridiplantae; Streptophyta; Magnoliopsida; Gentianales; Rubiaceae
Source: the annotation of a GenBank genome assembly
AUGGAUGUCUCUGCUGUCACGGGGUCAAACGUUUCCGAAAUCGAAGCCCCUUUUCUGGUCGAAGACACGGUUGAAGGUCACGUUGACUACAGAGGCCGAUCCGUCAAACGGUCCAAAUCCGGUGGUUGGAAAUCCGCAUCUUUCAUCAUAGGGGUGGAGAUAUCGGAGAGGUUUGCUUAUUAUGGAAUAAGUUCGAAUUUGAUAAAUUACUUGACGGGCCCGGUUGGCCAAUCCACCGCCGCAGCGGCGGCCAACGUCAGUGCUUGGUUCGGUGCGACGUCGCUUUUUCCUCUGUUGGGUGCUUUUCUGCCCGACUCUUUCCUCGGCCGUUACCGCACCAUCAUCGUAGGUUCCUCGGUUUAUAUCCUGGUAGAGAAUGAUGUCAAAAAUUGUGGUGGAAAUGGUUAUUGCCACUUACAUUCGUUUCAAUUGUCUGUAGUUGUGGUUACAAGGAUUAGAAUUGUAACUUUGCUUUGGAAGCUAAGUUGGGCUGUAAACUAA